UAUAUAUCUAUAUCCCAUUCCAAGUUCCCACCCCCAGUAUGUAUAAAGAAAGGACAAGCGUGAAACCCACUCUGCUCAAAAUCUCUCCUUUUUCUUUCUGCUUCUGAAGACUCUCUCUGCGCUUGUGGCCUUUCAACUUCUGCUUUAUUAUUUUACUCACUAGUCACUACUCACUACUGAGAGAGAGAGAGAGAAAGAAAGAGAAAUGAGAUUAAUGGAGUCUGCUCACCUUUUCUCUUUUGUUGUAUAAUGAACCAGGAACUCAAACCACUUCUUCCCGGAAGAAGAUGGCAAUACAGCACCCUCAAAAUCAUCCCUUGCUGCAGUUUGACGCUCUGUACUGUGAAGAAGAAGAACAAGGACAACAAUGGGAGGAUGAGGAGGAGGAAGAAGACGAUAAUGGGGUAGUGGUAGAGCUGGGACCUGAAAGAUCAUGUGUGGUCGGAGGAGGAACAAACAAUGUCCCUUUUCUUCUUCCUUUGCUAUUAUUGUCGGAACAAGAUUUAUUAUGGGAGGACGAAGAACUUGUCUCUUUAUUCUCCAAGGAACAAGAGCAGAUUCAUCCUAAUCCUGAUAUGGAUCCUGCUCUCAUUCUUGUUCGUAAGGAAGCUGUUGAAUGGAUGUUUAAAGUUGUUGCCUUUUACGGAUUCACAACCCUCACUUCCAUCCUGGCCAUUAAUUAUCUGGAUAGAUUCCUGUCUACCGUCCAUUUUCAGAGAGACAAACCAUGGAUGGUUCAGCUUUCAGCUGUUACCUGUCUUUCUAUUGCUGCUAAAGUAGAAGAAACCCAAGUGCCUCUCCUCUUAGACCUUCAAGUUGAAGAUACAAAGUAUAUGUUUGAGGCAAAAACAAUACAGAGGAUGGAAUUGGUUGUGCUUUCUGCUCUAAAAUGGAGGAUGAAUCUCGUCACCCCUCUUUCAUUUAUGGAUCACAUUGUGAUGAGGCUUGGGUUGAAGAAGAAGACCCAUCUCCAAUGGGAGUUUCUCCGGCGAAGUGAACGUUUAAUCGUCUCCGUCGUCGCCGAUUGGAGAUCUGUUUGUUUUCUGCCGUCUGUAUUGGCUACUGCAACAAUGCUUCACAUUAUUAUACAACAGCAAGAAGUUGAUCCUCUGAAUAAUAAUAAUAAUAAUGAUAAUGCCAUUGAUUAUCAAACCCAGCUUCUUCGUCUGCUAAAUAUCACUAAUCAGGAGGAGCAGGAGAAGGUGAAAGAUUGCUACCAACUGAUAAUGGAUAUAUUAUCAUCAUCAAAGAAGAAGAUGAUGAAUGGUGUUGUUAAUAAGAAGAGAAAGUAUGAUGAAGAAGAGAAUCCAGAGAGUCCUAAUGGAGUUAUUGAUUUGUCAUUCAGUUGCGAUUGCAAUGAAUUAGAAGAAGAAGAAGAAGAGUGUUGGGUAAUGGUGGGUGGUCCUCCCUCUGUUUGUUCGUCGCCGGAGGUUGCUCCGGCGCCGAUGUUGAAGAAGAUGAGAACUGAGAUGAGCCCGUUUUGAUAUAUAUAUAUACUCUCGGCCGGCCUUUUUUUAUCUAUAUAUGUUAUCUUCUACUACUACUACUACUUGUACGUACUAUAUUUGAAUGAUGUUGUUUAAGAAUUGUUAUUUCUGGUCCAUGUCAAUGGCGGAAUGCUAUUGAAAGAAGAUGGAACAACAGUGUACUUCUGCUAGCAGCUGAUAUGCAGGCAGGAUUCAGGAAGGAAAGAUGAAGAAUCGAUCGAGAGUAAAGAAGAAGACAAAAUCCCAUCAAUAAAGAAGAGAGAUAGAUAGAUGCAACUGCCAACCAACCCUUUUCUAGGGGGUGGUGCUUUAAAUGAUGAUUGAUGAUACUAAUCUAAUGGCUGUUUGUUUGUUUGUUUGUUUGAUCUUUCUUCUUCUUCUUCUACUUCUGUCUGUAAUUUAAGUCUCCUAUGAGCUUUACUCUUUAUGGAACUAAAUGAAAAUGAACAUGUUGUUGGGCUCAUCAAA
This is a messenger RNA of Impatiens glandulifera, 1955 nucleotides long. RefSeq names its product cyclin-D3-1-like. Gene Ontology annotation, molecular function: cyclin-dependent protein serine/threonine kinase regulator activity. NCBI's taxonomy places the organism in Eukaryota, Viridiplantae, Streptophyta, Magnoliopsida, Ericales, Balsaminaceae. Gene Ontology annotation, biological process: regulation of cyclin-dependent protein serine/threonine kinase activity; mitotic cell cycle phase transition. The coding region runs from base 288 to 1484 and encodes 398 amino acids. Gene Ontology annotation, cellular component: cytoplasm; nucleus; cyclin-dependent protein kinase holoenzyme complex. The transcript has 4 exons. The record is from RefSeq and is a predicted model, not a curated record.